AAUCGAUCGAUCACUUUAACUUUCUACUUCACAACAACAAUAACUCAUUCAUCCAUCUCCAAUUAACCCAUUUUUCUUUAAUCAUCAUGUCCUUCACUCUCUACGGUUCCGAGUCUAACCCUCGAACCCGAGCUUGUUUAGUUGCUGCUCAACUUGAAGGAAUCGACUUGAAGCUUUCUCCAAUCAACCUUGCUACCAAAGAAGGUCUCGAUGAGGCUUACUUUGCUAAAUUCCCUCACAGUCAAGGAAAGAUCCCUGCUCUCGAAGGUCCUGGAAUCAACAUCACCGAAUCUGUUGCCAUCGCUCAUUACCUUGCCUCGAUCAACUCCAAGGCUAAAUUGUUGGGUCAAUCGAAGGAGCAAGAGGCUGAAGUUCUCCAGUGGUCUCUCUUCUUCAGCACAGAGCUCGUCGGCUCUCUAGCUGAGCAAAUCGUGGUUCUCGCACCAUACAACAAGCCUUACAACAAGGUCAACGUCACCAACGCCGAAAAGAAGGCUGCCGGUCUUUUCGCUACCCUCGACAAGUUGUUACACUCUCGCACUUUCUUCGUUGGAGAGCGUAUCACACUUGCCGAUAUCUUCUUGGCUAGUCACCUCUCUUGGGCCGCUGGUUUUAUCCUUGAUGCCCCAUGGAAGGCAAAAUACCCCAACGUGUUCAGACAUUUCCAGACAAUCACCCACCAACCUGCUUUCUUGUCUGCAGCAGGUGGUGAAAUCACACUUCUUGCAAAGCGAGUGGAGUACAGCCCACCAAAGAAGGAGAAAGCACCAGUAGCUGCUGCUGCCCCCAAGUCGGAGAAGAAGGCCAAGAAGGAUGACGAAGAAGAAGAGCCUGCAGUACCUGCUGAGCCCAAGGCCAAGCACCCUUGUGAGGCCUUAGGACCUGCCAAAUGUUUCCCAUUCGAUGAAUGGAAACGUCAAUACUCCAACUCGGAAUUCCCUGUUGCCAUGAAGUGGCUCGAGGACAACAUCGACUUGAGUGAAUACUCAUUCUGGAAAGUUUCUUACAAGUACAAUGAGGAAUUAACUCAAGUCUUCAUGUCUUCCAACUUGAUCGGAGGUUUCCACAACCGAUUGGAGGGUUCGCGCAAGUACCUUUUCGGCUCUGCCGGUGUCUAUGGUAAAAACAAUGCAUCGAAGAUCCAAGGUGCAUACAUGAUCCGAGGAAAUGACUUCAAGGCUGUCUUUGAUGUUGCACCUGAUUGGGAAAGCUAUGCGUUUGAACCCCUCGACUUCAAGAAGGACCUUGAUUUCAUCAAAGGUUGCUGGAACUGGGACAACACCUUCGAUGGACUUGAGUACGCUGAUGGUAAAACAUUCAAGUGAACGAAGAACAAGUUGGACAAGCAAUCAUUUGAUCUCCUUGAAUUGGUUUAUAAUCAAGAUGAGAGAUGAGUUGGUUGUGUGUGUGUGUUUGUUCAUGUUUGAUGUCUAUCUAGUUCACAUUCUUGCGGUUCAUCUCUUCUUUUUUUUGAGUGUUCUGCAAGACAAAAGAGAAAAAAUAAGCUUUGAUACAAUUAAUGAUCAUGUUCUUCUUGAUUUCAUC
Melampsora larici-populina 98AG31 is the source of this 1545-nucleotide messenger RNA. RefSeq lists its product as uncharacterized. Gene Ontology annotation, cellular component: nucleus; cytoplasm. Bases 87 to 1325 code for a protein of 412 amino acids. Lineage: Eukaryota; Fungi; Basidiomycota; Pucciniomycetes; Pucciniales; Melampsoraceae. The transcript has 8 exons. Gene Ontology annotation, biological process: translational elongation. Gene Ontology annotation, molecular function: translation elongation factor activity. The record is from RefSeq and is a predicted model, not a curated record.